This is a messenger RNA of Sphaeroforma arctica JP610, 1080 nucleotides long. RefSeq lists its product as hypothetical. The record is from RefSeq and is a predicted model, not a curated record. The transcript has 7 exons. Bases 29 to 919 code for a protein of 296 amino acids. Lineage: Eukaryota; Ichthyosporea; Ichthyophonida.
ACAGGAUGUUUCCCAUCACUUUGGCCCAAUGCCUGCCGACGACAAACGCGGUGUGCCCCAGAAAGAACGAAAAGAUUCGAGCGGUCGCGUGCAUAAGCCCGAGCGUACAAGACGUCUGUCUGAGGCUGCCAAGCAGGACCUGGCAGUUUUGGGCAAGAGAAUGUCAAUGGGCAAGCUUCCGUUGAGAAUUACAGAACGCUCAAAUCCUGCGAAGGAACACGAGAUCAGGCCGAAUUCAAGGUCUCCAGUUUUUGUCGAGAAUGGCAACUGUAUUGGUCACACGCUCUUCAAAUUGCGGACCAAUCCUCCCGACGCGCACUACCAGCCAUACUUUGAAGGCAGGAAACGCAUGUUUGAGGUCAUGGUACAAGGUCAUUUGCUCAACAUCUCGCCUGACGAUCAAGUCUACAUGGGAAUCAUGGGCGACAAACCACUCGCCAUGAACAGUUGGUUAGGCAGCUGGACGUCUUCGGCAAUGAUAGCGUUCAUCAAACUAAAAGUCAAGGAUGUGCAUGUAACACUAGGCAAUGAACACGAGGCUGCUCACUUGAUGAUGCCUGUAUUCUCGUGUGCGGACCGAUUUGUGAUCACGAGCGAAGGCGAUGACCCCCCGGAAAUGGGUGUGCCGAUGUUCCCAGAGCAAGUGGCCAAAAAUGAGAGAAAAGACUACAGAGACUGGAAUACCAAGGACACGUAUUCCCUGUCCAUGCAUGGGAUGUAUGUCGACUUCGUCAAAUGGAAGGUCGUCAACAUACCAGGUCUUCCUGACAUGUGUCUGUCCACUUUCUUGGGUGACAUGCCACUGAAUAUAGUGGCAUAUGCCCUGCCCCGGGGACACACUGGGCCCCAUCUCGAGAAGGACAAACGGUAUAUUGUGAGCUUCAAGCUCGAACAUGAAUCCAUUCAUUCGAUGCUAUAGUAUAUACCUAUACUUAUCCGAGUAUUCAACGUACAAGUUUUUAUUAUUAAUAUAUUCAAUGCGACAUAUUUGCUCUCGGUAUGGAUCAGUACAACGCUCCGAGUUGGGUUUGAGGCGCUCAGGUGACGUGCCAGAAUGCUUCGAGUCCAUACACGUGUAUA